CUUUCUUCGCAACCCAUGCUGUGAUAUGCAGUGUUAGUUUUACACUGUUGUGUCGUCUUAAUAGCUAAGGAUAAGCUAGCUAGCUAACGUUAGCCAAACGUUAACGUUAGUUAGUAAACGAGCGCUAUGUCGAGUCGAUCCCAAACUAAACACUGCAUCAAUCUAUAAAGUGUGAAGGCAUACGCACUAUAACCAAAAUAAACGUAACGUUUGAGCACGAUAUUUAAAAGAAAACAGCUUCUAGUCAGGAUCUGUAUAACGAAGAACGCCAUACAGCUGAUAAAGCUAGGCUAGCUAAUGCUAACUAGCUUACGCUACGGUGUAGCGUAUAAAAAGUUAUGAAACAACGAGCAGUCGAUCAGUUUCAGACAAAUAGUGUCCUUAUCCAUUCCUCGAUACAGCUGUAGCGAACACGCCACAAGCGAAACACAAUACCAGCAGCUAUAGAAAUUGCUAACGUUAGCCAUCUGCUAACUAGGCCAGUGUGUUUAUACUGGAUCAGCGUAAUUGCUGGAGAGUAACGUUUCCUUGUAGAGUUUUCUAUUACAGUGUUACGAUUAAUUUAUUCGUUUACAUUAGAACUUUAUGUCAGAACAAUAUAGGCCACCGUUUGUAAAAAUACAUGAACAGCGUUAGAAACAGCCCUUGAUCGUAUUAAUCCGUGUUGUAAACCACUCGAUGAACUGUUUCAGUUUCAGGAAGUAGACAGUGCCUGAUCUUGCAAGGCAGCACUGAACCUUUCCUUUAGUUUACUCCUGGUUACUAAACACUAGUUGGGUUUUACACGCCUAACUAACAAUACGUUGAUCCGUUGUCCAUACAUUUUAAUUAUAACUAUUGCAGGUUUCUGUCAAAUAAACUGCUGGAAGUAAUUGAGAAAAUAUGGUAAUCUUGUAAUGGAAUAUAAAUAGCUUAAUAUUGGUUUUGUUUUGGUUUGGUAUUGGUAUUGUUCUGCUGCACAUUCUUAACAUACACAUAUCGAAGGUCUGUUUAGAGAUUCUGUUCUCUGUAAAGGAGUUAGCAAAUACACUGGCUUUAUCUUUAACUGUGCAUGCUUACUUUCCUCCCAGUUUUUACCAAGCUCUGUCAGUUAAAGGAAGAAAUGGGUUGUUUAGUCUGUGACCUCUUAUGGUGGGUGACUGGUAUCUCCUAACAUUGCUUGUAAAGACCGGGAAUCCAGUGGCUUCAAACAACACAGGCCUACUGUUUCUACUAAUAGAAGCAGACAGAGUUUCUGCUCUGGCAAAUAAGCAAGCUGAGCUGGGGGUCCUUUGAGGAAGAGGUGUUACGUUCCAGUUAAUAUGAAACCUAAUGACCAUGGAGAUUGAGAAAUCAUACCAAGGGUUCCCAUAUUCUCAAAUCAAGGAGCGGUGCAGCAACAGAACCAAAGCUGCUCCUGCAUAGAUCACAGCUUGUGAGGAUUAGCAGGCAUGACUUAAUCUCUCACCCUGUCUAACAUGGUUGUUGCUGCAAUUGAGAAGAGAUGAAAGAUAGAAAUUGUUAUAGGCCUACGCAUGGCCUUGAAGUGUAAAUUUAAGCAUUGGCUGAUACCCAUCCAAGCACAGGAGGGCUGUGCUUUUUAGAUUUUGAUGAAGACAGCAGAGGUCCAGAUUGGCUUCUUUGAAUGUGACAGAGGAGACAAACACUGGUUACACCAGCUGCAUUAAAUGACUGAGUGGAAGAAACAUAUCACUUUAAGCACACUCCACCCACCCCACCAAACCUGUUUAUUUGUGUGUGCAUGCUCACAAUCCUAUGUGUGGAUGGCUGUGGAUCAGGGAUGAUCACAUUUUAUUCUCUUCCUGACAGGGCGAGCUCCAGACCGCCCAGCUGAGCUCCGUCCCUCUCUGGUCUCUGUUAUAACUCCAUUACAAAGACUUAAUUAAGUUUCCAGCCAGUGCUCUGGUACUGUGGGCACCUCUCCAUCUAGUCACAAAAAAUGUUUUUUCCUUCACACUGCACAUCACCAUUUAGAUGCAUGUAGACAGCAUGCACUCGCUUCUGGCUGCAGAAGAUGAAAUGACAUUACAGAACUGGUUGUUGUUGUUGAGAUUUUAGAAGUUACUUUAAACCACCAACAGGAGGCGCUGUACCCCAAUUCAUUGACACAACCAGUGUCCAAAGGACGAGCAUGUGUUCGUUACCCCACCUGGAUGAAAAGAUCUUAGCUGCUAGACGUCCCCUGAUGCUGAAGCAGACACCUGUGACCUUCCAGCACUGGAGCUCAACACAAAGACAAUUAUCCACACACUUGGCUCCUGGACAACGAGGACGUAUGUGGGAUGAUGCGGGGCACCAACAUGGUGAAAGUGCGCUCUCCGAGGUGGCAGAAGAGCCGAAACCUGCGGCUGCUGGAGGACGGACUCACCGUGUGGUGUGAGUCCACCAAGAGCUCUCGCAAAGCCAAAGCCCAGCAGACGUUCGCAGUGACAGAGGUGGAGUGCGUGCGUGAAGGCUGCCAGUCCGAGGCGCUGAGGCGGCUGUCCGGGUCAGUGCCGGAGAACCAGUGCUUCACAGUGGUCUUCAAGGGAGCCAGGAAGAGCCUGGACCUGCGGUGCCCCUGUGAGGAAGAAGCCCAGCGCUGGGUGCGGGGACUCCGUACUUUAAAGGAGCGAGUGGCCAACAUGACUCAGAAGGAGAAACUGGACCAUUGGAUCCGAGGCUACCUGAGGCGAGCGGAUCAGAACCAGGACGGCAAGAUGAGCUAUGAUGAAGUCAAACGGCUGCUACAGAUGAUCAACAUUGACCUGAGUGAGCAGUAUGCCUGCUCUUUAUUCAAGAGGUGUGACCGAUCUGGCGAUGGCCGUCUGGAUCACAUAGAGAUUGAGGAGUUCUGCAGGGAGCUGCUGCGACGGCCUGAGCUGGAUUCCGUGUUCAGACGCUAUUCGAGUAAUGGUUGUGUGCUCUCCACUGCCGAGCUGCGAGACUUCUUGGGAGACCAAGGCGAGGACGCCUCGUUGAAUCAUGCUCAGAGCCUCAUACUCACCUAUGAGCUCAAUGACUGGGCUCAGAAGAACCAGUUCAUGACCCAGAAUGGUUUCACCAUGUACAUGCUGUCACUGGAGAACGAUGUGUUUAACCCUGACCAUACCAGAGUCUAUCAAGACAUGAGCCGCCCCCUGGCUCACUACUUCAUAUCCUCGUCGCACAACACCUACCUUACCAAGGACCAAGUCACCAGUACCAGCAGCACAGAGCCAUACAUCAAGGCUCUGAAUCAGGGCUGUCGCUGUGUCGAGCUGGACUGCUGGGAUGGAGAUAAGGGUGAACCAGUCAUCUACCACGGCCACACUCUCACCUCCAAAGUGCCCUUUAAAGAGGUCAUUGAAACCAUCGCCCAGUACGCCUUCAAGGCGUCCCCAUACCCUUUAGUUCUAUCCUUGGAGAACCACUGUUCUGUGGAGCAGCAGGCUGUGAUGGCCAAACACCUCCGCACCAUCCUCGGUAGCAAACUGCUCACGAAGCCCCUCACUGACGACCCAGUGAAAGAUCUGCCCUCUCCUGAGAAGCUGAAGGGGCGUAUUCUGGUAAAAGGGAAGAAGCAGACUCCUCACCUUGGCCAGCUGGGCAAGGCAGGCAGCUGUGCCAGCUUUUCCUCAAGCUCUGAAGACGAACUAGCGAGCAGCAAUAAGAACACACCCAAGAAGGAUUUUGCUAAGGUCUCUGCUAAACUGAGCCCCGAGCUAUCAGAGCUGGUGGUGUACUGCAGGAGCGCCCCCUUCCAGGGGUUUGAAAACGCCUCUGAAAAACCACCAAAUGAAAUGUCCUCCUUCUCUGAAAGUGAAGCCCUCAGGCUCAUCAAAGACUCGGGAAAGCUUUUUGUAAGACACAACAGCAGGCAGCUGAGCCGGAUCUACCCCUCCGGCCAGCGCCUCCAAUCAUCCAACUAUGAUCCUCAGGAAAUGUGGAACGGUGGAUGCCAGAUGGUGGCUCUGAACUUCCAGACGCCAGGGGAGCAGAUGGACCUGAACCAGGGUCGCUUCCUUCCUAACGGUCGCUGUGGCUACGUACUCAAACCCAACUUCCUGUGCAGCCCCACAUCCAACUUCAACCCAGAGAACACGGGAGGAGGCCCCGGUCACGUCCCCACCCAACUGACUAUACGAAUAAUAUCUGCACAGCAGCUGCCAAAAAUCAACACAGAAAAGGCGAGCUCCAUUGUGGAUCCACAAGUGUGGGUGGAAAUUCAUGGGGUGGAUAUCGAUAAUGCAAAAGACAAAACACAGCGCAUUGACAACAAUGGUUUUAACCCACGGUGGGACUGCACCCUGAGCUUCCAGCUGCAAGUCCCUGAUCUGGCCUUGGUGCGGUUUGUAGUGGAGGACCAUGACCACACUGCCAAGAACGACUUUGUGGGGCAGUUCACUUUACCUUUCACAAGCCUUCGCACAGGUUAUCGACACGUUCACUUAUUAAAGGCAGAUGGUUCCAGUCUGUCCCCCGCCACGCUCUUUAUCCAUGUCAAAGUGAGCCGCAAAGGAGUUCCCAUCAAAACUGUGUCCGAGCGUAUGGCCAUUGCCAAAGGCAUGGCAUGACGUGCAUCUGAACCAGAUGGAAAGCUGCAUUUUCUGACAACAAAGGGCUUUGGUAAAAGAGCUCUGAAUGUGUGGAGAGUGAGACUGAUGCUGCUUCUGCUGCUGCUGCCAGCCGGUCUCCCGGUCCAGACCUCAAGUGGUCCAAUUUACACUGAGCCACUUCCCAAUGCAGGAAGAAAGAUGUUGUUUAUCAGAGAUGAAGAAGCAUGCUGGCUUUCAGCAAAUGAAUUGCCUCGAGCUGGAUAAUGAAUCCAUGAUACUCUGUGGGAGUAUCUGGUCUUGCCAGUGCUGAGUGCUCUGGAAACAGGGCACUGAGAAUUCUCGUUCAUGAAACACACUGACAUGGGACUCUUUACAAAAUGAAUUUGCAAAAUGAAUUUAAAUAUUGUUAACUUUCAAGUGUAGGAGGUUAUCCCAUAUACGUUGGACAGAGUAAAAGAUGUAUUUCACCUUUAAUAAUCUGUAAUAUAUAUUUGAUUUAAGAAAUAUUUUAACAGUUUUAUACUUAAUACGUAUUUGGCUUUAACUUGAAAUGAAGAUAGUUUAACAAAAAUAGCACUUUUUAACUGAGGCUCUCUCAGACGUGCUAGAAGAAGGAAUUCAAACUGACUAGCUGUGAUUAAAAAAUGAUUAAUAUUGUUUUAUAAAUUAAUGCGUAAGCUCUAACUGUGAUGUAAUACAGAUGUAAUACUGGGUAAGCGAUUGCCACAGGUUGUAUUGUCCAUGAAGGCCAAACAAAUGUUCAAAUAGUCAGUCUUACAUGGUUCUCCAGAUAUUCUUACUUAAGCACUUUUUAUUUCUCUUAGGAGAAAGAUUUUAUUUUCUGAGACAAAUGACAAUGUAUUUCCGCAAAUUAUGAACAAACUUGAAAUGCAAACAGUGUUAACUUGCAGAUUCACUUAUGUUUACUGACGCUCUUAAAAAUUUCAAUUGUUGUAUUUGCUUCAGCAGUAUUUCACACACUUUAAAACAAGGUGUUCAGUCAGAUUAUGUUAGACAUUUUAAGAUAUUUGCAUGUUGGCUCCUUGCCUUUUUUUCUAUUGACCUUCGUAAUUAUUUUUAUUAUAAUUGUCCUCACUUUCUGAUCUAGUAAACUGUGGUUAAUUGCAACAAUCUAAUACCAGCAGAUAUUACUGCGGGCUGCAGUGAAUCAUUUAAUACUCUUACAAGGAGGUUCCUUGAUAAUGAAAUGGUUCAGUAAUGAAAGGUGCUUUGCAUGAAUUACUGUAAUAACAGUACAUAUGAUCAGGAUGGGUUUCAAUAGUAAUUGUAGUGUGUAACAGAUGGUGAGUGAAUUAUGAUUUUGCUGUGUUAAAACCUAUGGCCUGUAUCAUGUGAAAGGCAGUACAAGGAAAAAUACUGUUUUCAUAAAAGCAUUAAUUACA
Molecule: messenger RNA, 5920 nt
Organism: Toxotes jaculatrix (banded archerfish)
Lineage: Eukaryota; Metazoa; Chordata; Actinopteri; Toxotidae
Gene: plcd3a
Product: phospholipase C, delta 3a
Exons: 16
Coding region: 2283-4535 (750 amino acids)
Biological process (GO): lipid metabolic process; intracellular signal transduction
Molecular function (GO): calcium ion binding; phosphatidylinositol-4,5-bisphosphate phospholipase C activity
Source: RefSeq, a predicted model, not a curated record